Fraxinus pennsylvanica is the source of this 1506-nucleotide messenger RNA. The record is from the annotation of a GenBank genome assembly. NCBI's taxonomy places the organism in Eukaryota, Viridiplantae, Streptophyta, Magnoliopsida, Lamiales, Oleaceae.
AUGCAAUCACCAUGUAUAAACGCCUGCAAAACCCUCAGUAGUCUCUUACUAUCACACAGCCAGCAACAAUUCCCUCUCUCUUUUUGUACUCGUAGGCGCAAUUCCUAUCCCUUUGUUUCUUGCAAUUUCGACAAGAGAAAUAACAAUCGGAGUCCCAGUGUCAGUAAAAAUAGUGGGAAAUUCAAGUUUAACGAUACUAAUAGAGAGAGAGCGAAAGUCAAGGGCAAAGAUAAUGUUUGGAGCAUUGACGACGAAAUAGCGAAAGCAGAUAGAGAGAAGGAGAAAUUGAGGAGGAAAAAGAGAGAAGGGAGGAGAGUGAAGAAUUUCAAUAGGAAAGGUGAUAGAGUCAUGGUGUCUGGUUCUAUGUUAAUGGAGGUCGAAACGGUUUUGCAGACUCAGGAACCAGUUAUUCGACCUGCAUGGAAUACAUUUACAAGUAGUGUCAGUGGUAUAUGGAAGGGAGUUGGAGCUGUAUUUUCUCCAAUCACUGCAGAAAUGGAGCCAAUUGAGAUAGGGAGAAAGGAUGAGAACCUAUUUGACUGCUAUACCCUUUCCUAUAUCAAGGCAACAGCAACUUCUUCUGGGGCUCAGAAAUCUCAAAUACAAAGAAAAAUAAAUUGGAUUACAUUGAAUCCUUAUGGCGAAGCUCUACUUAAUGGAAGCAGUAAUGGAAGUCAAGAGAAGUCCAUAGACCAAUCCAUGACGGGAACAUCCCAUAAAAACUUAGCAGGUCACUCUCUGCCAAAACUUGAGUCCUUUGACCUUUCCAGGAGUGAUGUGAUGGAAGAAGAUGUCAUGGGAAAGGAACCUGGCCUUGUCUUCUUCGAGGAUGGAUCUUAUUCAAGAGGCCCAGUUGAUAUUCCUGUGGGAGAAAUUGAUGAAUCUAAAUAUUACCUUUCCCCAACUUUCAAGUUUGAACAAUGCUUGGUUAAAGGGUGCCACAAAAGACUGCGAGUGGUGCAUACUGUAGAGUUCAGUAAUGGGGGUUCAGAUAUCCAAAUUAUGAGGGUUGCAAUUUAUGAAGAACAAUGGGUUGGUCCAGCCAAUAUCUCUGACAACAGUGACCUCGAGGCAGACUUGAGGCCAUUUUCUCAGAGAAAAAGAGUUCAACCAUCAGAGCUGACAGGCUCCUGGAAGGUUUUCGAGAUGAGUGCAACCCCUAUCUAUGGUGAAGAAGAGAUUGCAGCCGAGGAAAGUAAUGGCACACCGUACGUGUAUCUCUGCACUGAGAAUCUAAAAAAAAGAAGCUUGCCGGAAAAUCCAGUUUACUUUCGAGAGGAAGAGAUGCUGGACAUGCAAGAUGUUACUGUCAUGUGGCUGCCUGGAGGCGUUACUUCCUAUGUUGACGUGAAUAAGGAUGGAAUCCUUUGUAUUGGUGUUGGAUGGUAUUCGGACGAGGGAAUCAACCUUGUUAUGGAAAGGGACUAUGGAUUAGAUGGGAAACUGAAGGAGGUUCGAUGGAAAUCUGAAAUGAAGAGAAGAUGGACUAAUCCACCUCCCAUGUAA